Messenger RNA from Helobdella robusta, 992 nucleotides. RefSeq lists its product as hypothetical. NCBI's taxonomy places the organism in Eukaryota, Metazoa, Annelida, Clitellata, Rhynchobdellida, Glossiphoniidae. The record is from RefSeq and is a predicted model, not a curated record. Gene Ontology annotation, molecular function: palmitoyltransferase activity. Gene Ontology annotation, biological process: protein palmitoylation. The transcript has 8 exons. The annotation marks the transcript as partial.
AUGGAAGAUGUCAUGUUGUAAAGUCUCAGGUAAUGUGGCUCCAGCAGUGUUCGCUUGGAGCAUCCUCAUUGUAUGCACCGCCAUCUUCUUCGUCUGCGCGUCUGAGUUCCUGGUGGUGCAGUUGAGUCCGGUCUGUGUGGCAUACGAAGCCAUCAUUGCAGUAUUCCUCCUAAUAAACUUUUUCAGAUCUACCUUCAGUAAUCCUGGAGUUUACCCCAGAGCUGAGGAUGACGAGGUCAAGGCAGGUGAUGCCCGCGCCCCACUGUUCAAAAACAUCGACGUCAACGGGGUUCCUACGAGGUUGAAGUGGUGUCAGACGUGUCGAUUCUACAGACCACCCAGGUGCUCUCACUGUAGUGUCUGCAAUAAAUGUGUCGAGUCAUUUGAUCAUCACUGUCCUUGGGUGAAUAAUUGCAUCGGUCGACGGAAUUAUCGUUUCUUCUUCUUCUUCCUCUUCUUCCUGACCAUCCACAUCGCCAACACCAUGGGUUUUUCCAUAGCCUAUAUUAUCCAUAAUAGUGCUAACCUGGCAGAAGCUAGGGCCAUUCUUCUGAUCAUCGUCAUAGUGAUAUGUGUUCUGCUUUUCAUCCCAAUAACUGGUCUAAUGUUCUUCCAUGUCUAUCUCAUCUGUAGAGGAAGAACCACUAACGAACAGGUUACUGGUAAGUUGAAAGGGGGCUUCAACCCCUUUGAUAGGGGUCGUUGUACGAAUUGCAAGAACACUCUCUGUGGCCCUAUGUGGCCCAGUUUCUUGAGUAAAAGAGUCAAAAAAUUGAAGAAGAUAGAUGCCAUAGUUCUUGAGGAGCUUUUGCUUAAAACCCCCAAGCAACCUAAGAAGUCGAAAUCCCUAACUAGAGAAGACAGCGACGACAUCAAGGUCCCGAUCGACAGCAAUGCAACGAUGCAACAACAGCAGUCCGUAUCAUUGCUGGGGCCUAUAAAUAGCGCGGGAAUCUUAGGCACCGCCUCCUUCAUGGGGCCCAGUUCUAUUU